Messenger RNA from Ordospora colligata OC4, 510 nucleotides. RefSeq lists its product as uncharacterized. NCBI's taxonomy places the organism in Eukaryota, Fungi, Microsporidia, Ordosporidae. The record is from RefSeq and is a predicted model, not a curated record. Bases 1 to 510 code for a protein of 169 amino acids. The transcript has a single exon.
AUGCGUUUUAAUGUGUUUGUAGAAGGCGAUUUUGAGAAUAUAAAAGGUGUUUUCAUUGCACAGUCAUAUCCAAUCAGGAUCAGGUGCACAUGCGGUAAAGAGCAUGAAAAAAAUGUUGUGAUAUCAAGCGAAGACAGUAAUGUUAAUAAAAAGGGCGAAGAGGUCAACCUAUGCGUCACAUGUCAUGAAUGCAAAGAGCUCAUGACAUUCAAAAUACUAAAGCUUGAUGGUCAGAUAGAAUGCACACUUGCAAAGGCACAUCCGGAUGAUGAUUCAGAAAACGUCUAUUUAACAGAUAUGGACAAAAAUAGAUUCAUGGUAUCUAGGAUACAGACGAAUGGUGCAGAGGUGCUCUCUAUCACAAAUUGCACUCUGAACCUGGUUUCUGACGACGGGGUGCUUUUCAAAGACGUCAACAUUCGAGAAAAGACAGUGGCAGAGUUUAAUACUAAAAGCAAAAUGUCCUCAAUAAUUGACUUUUCUCUUGUUGUUGAGCAGACAAAACAUUAA